Messenger RNA from Malania oleifera, 876 nucleotides. RefSeq lists its product as uncharacterized. Lineage: Eukaryota; Viridiplantae; Streptophyta; Magnoliopsida; Santalales; Ximeniaceae. The coding region runs from base 229 to 576 and encodes 115 amino acids. The transcript has 3 exons. The record is from RefSeq and is a predicted model, not a curated record.
GGGGCCUCCCUCGUGCGAUCCUUUCCCUCCUCCCUCCUUUCCCUCGCCCCGUUGCUCGCUGAAGCUCCUCCUACCUCCGAUGCUUGCCAAAGCUCCUCCUGCCUCCAUUGCCGCUGCCGCCGCUCUCCGGAGCUGCUCCUCAUCCUGCUGCCACUGCUCGCCAAAUCUGCUCCUCGUUCUACCAGCUCUAAAGCUCAGCUAGGGGUAAUUAAUGAACAUAGAUAAUAGAUGGAUGAAUACUUGGGGGAGUGGUGCCAGGGUGCGGAGAGCAAACAUGCUACGAUGGUCGAGCAGAGGAAUGCACCGGUUCUAGAGGGGAGUCAACGAAUGACAGAUGACGAGAUCUGCACUCAAGUGCUUGGCCAACGCGCGGGGGGCUGGUUGAAUGGUAUUGGCAAUGGAUACAUUGCCCCAACAUCAUCAUCUUCUUCGAGUGCAGCAUCUCGUGCUGAGCUUGACCAAGCGCGUCGAGUCUCAAAGGGAGGACAUCGUUCUCCGGAUGUAAAUGAUGGAAAUGGAGAAACAACAGCUAAAAGAAUAGAUGGCUACCUGGAAAGCGAGGAUGGAUGCCAUUAAGAAUUGGAGAGUGCAAAUGGAACAAAUGAUGCGCCAAUCUCGUCUAGAUGAUGCGGGUGGCUCCUCCUCUCAUUAGAAAGUAUACUUAGUCUUAGUGUUAAUGUUAGUUGGCAUCAUUAGUUUCAUGAUCUGGCUUCUUAGUUGUAUAUGUGUUUAUGUGUCUAUAUUUUCUUUUUAGAGAAGUGUCAUUGAUGUGUUAUUGGUUGAUUCAAACUCUUAAUACUUGGACUCAUUUUUUUGGUAGUUUUUUAAUUUUUAUGAUCAAAUGAAGGAAAAAAUAGAAAUGAUAUGAUUUACUUU